GCCAAAGGCCACCACCGCCGAAUCAUCCAUCGAUACACAAGUCAUCCGUACGCAUCUCGUUUGCCAGUCUUUUCGAUUGAUUGACCGAUCCAUCUCUCGCCGCCGGUGACCGUGAUGGAGGAGGCGCUCAUCUCGCCGGAGCUCCGGGACGUGCUGGCCAAGGUGGCGGUGUUCCUGCUCGUGCAGGGGCUGGUGUACCUCAUCCUCACCAACUCCUCCGACGUCUUCUCCAAGAACAAGAGGCUCCGGUCCCUCAGCUUCCGGCCCAUGCGCUCCAUGAGCGUGCGCCGCGUCCUGGCGCCGCUCUCCGACGUCCCCGUCGGCACCGACGACGACUCGCCCUCGCCUUCGCUGUUUUCGUCUUCUUCGUGGUCGUCGCGCCGCUGGGGUAGCCGCAAAGAGGAUUGAGCAGCUUGGAGUUUGGACCGGUUGCUUAAUUAGUUCUGACGCCAGAUGGGUAGCUAUAGCUUGGUGAUUCUGAACUGCCGUGGGUUUGAGAUUUGAGAAUGGUAGUAUUUGUUAAACUUUCAUGUGAGCUAGAUUUAGAUGGAGUCUUGUA
Messenger RNA from Triticum aestivum (bread wheat), 559 nucleotides. RefSeq lists its product as uncharacterized. Bases 115 to 408 code for a protein of 97 amino acids. NCBI's taxonomy places the organism in Eukaryota, Viridiplantae, Streptophyta, Magnoliopsida, Poales, Poaceae. The transcript has a single exon. The record is from RefSeq and is a predicted model, not a curated record.